This is a messenger RNA of Euleptes europaea (tarantolino), 758 nucleotides long. It is a transcript of the gene MRTO4, whose product is annotated as MRT4 homolog, ribosome maturation factor. Gene Ontology annotation, molecular function: RNA binding. Gene Ontology annotation, biological process: rRNA processing; nuclear-transcribed mRNA catabolic process; ribosomal large subunit biogenesis. Lineage: Eukaryota; Metazoa; Chordata; Lepidosauria; Squamata; Sphaerodactylidae. The record is from RefSeq and is a predicted model, not a curated record. Bases 30 to 758 code for a protein of 242 amino acids. The transcript is spliced from 8 exons. Gene Ontology annotation, cellular component: nucleolus; preribosome, large subunit precursor.
GGAAGAGGGGAGCCACGUGCGGCAGCGACAUGCCCAAGUCCAAGCGGGACAAGAAGGUUUCCUUGACAAAGACCACCAAGAAAGGCUUAGAAUUUAAACAGAAUUUGAUAGAAGAGCUCCGGAAAUGUGUGGACACCUACAAAUAUCUCUAUAUUUUCUCCAUUGCCAAUGUCAGAAACAACAAACUGAAGGAUAUCCGCAAUGCCUGGAAGCACAGCAGGAUCUUCUUUGGAAAGAACAAAGUGAUGAUGAUAGCCCUGGGGCGGAGCCCGGCUGACGAGUACAAAGAGAACCUGCACCAGGUCAGCAAACAUCUGCGGGGAGAGGUCGGUCUCCUCUUCACCAGUCGCACCAAAGCCGAAGUCCUCGCCUGGUUCACACAGUUUAAAGAGAUGGACUUUGCCCGGGCAGGGAACAGGGCAAAUUUCACCGUUGGCCUAGAUAUGGGACCGCUGGAGCAGUUUCCCCAUUCCAUGGAGCCUCAGUUACGGCAACUCGGGUUGCCCACGGCCCUGAAGAAAGGAGUGGUGACGCUGAUUUCGGACUACGAGGUCUGCAAAGAGGGAGACAUCUUGACCCCUGAACAAGCUCGCAUCCUGAAACUCUUUGGCUACAAAAUGGCUGAGUUCGAAGUGACCAUCAGGAGCGUGUGGCAUGCUGAGACGGGAGACUUUGAGCAGCUCGCAGGAGACGUCGCCGAACAGAUGGAAGAGGGCGAUGCCGACUUGGCGGAAGAGAGCAGCGGGGAGGCAGACUGA